AUGCCCAACCAAAACAAACCAACCCCACCUCUUGAGGUGAUUGCUCCUCACAUCCUUCGGUACUGGAAAGCGCGUCAAACAGACAGGAAGAUUGUAGAAAACUUGCAGAAUCAUUUUGACACGUCUCGUUAUGGACUAGGAUACACGAAGUUCAGAGAGAUCCGCAAUGACAUGGGUCUCCUGCGUACCCGCCAGCAGAGCCACACCAUCGAAUCUAUCCGUGAAGCCAUGAUCGAGCUUCGCAAGGCAUACCCAAAUGCUGAAAUGAGCGUUUUCAAGCUACCAAAUAGAAAUUUAGUGAUAGCAUACUGUGCCAUCUAUGAAGCAGACCUCGUACAUCAGCGAAAAGCUCGCCGUCUCAAGCGGAGGCGGUUCUGGGCCGCCGGCGUCAACGACCUAUUUGCUGUUGAUCAACAUGAUAAGUGGCUUCGAUUCGGUCUUGCAUUGCACACUGGAGUGGAGCCAUUCUCGGGUCGCAUCAUGUGGAUCCGAGUGUGGCAUUCCAACCGCAACCCCCAGCUCAUUCUCACUUACUAUCUUGAGACCAUCCAGAAACUGGGUCAUAUGCCACUAGUGACUCAGAGUGAUCCCGGCACUGAAAACUAUGGAAUCGCCAAUGCACACACUAUGCUUCGUCAAAUGUAUGAUCCGGCACUGCAAGGUACAUUACAACACCGCUGGAUGCGGACCAAGAAGAAUGUUAAACCGGAGAUCACUUGGUCUCAGUUGCGGCGCCGGUUUACUCCUGGUUUUGAAACACUCUUGGAUGAAGGAGUGGAGAACGGCUGGUAUGAUAGUGAUAACACCCUUCAGGUCAUGAUCUUCCGCUGGAUUUUUAUUCCAUGGCUUCAGUGUGAGCUAGAUAGGUAUCAGGACCGCGUUAAUAACACCCUCAAGAGGCCAGAUCGUAACAAGGUGCUUCCACACGGUGUACCUAAUCUAAUAUACGAGUCUCCAGAAGAUUUCGGGGCCUUGAACUUUAAGGUAACAGUCAAACAAGACGAUAUAGACUAUGUCCGCCGUCUCUAUGUGAACCCUGAUCAUCCGGUCUUCGAUUUGGUUCCCCGAGCCCUCAACAACUUCAUUCAAGGCUGUUAUGAAGGCCUAGGCCGCCCUCCAAUCACUCGUCAGUCUGUAUGGACGGUCUACUUAGAUUUGUAUGAUUCGAUGCAGCGCUCUGUGCAGGUGCCAGCUGUUGUCAGGUCUCUUACAGAUGGCACUGACCCGGAUGAAGAGCCUUUGCCUCUCCUCGAAAACCAAAAUGACCUUUUUUUUCAUGAGGAUACUGAUGGUGCUUACUAUAUGGGUGGCAUUCACGGCGGACAAGGUCUUGAUGCAUCUGAUCAUCACCGGCUGGAUGAACUGGCUGAGUUGGACGAACCAGGUGCACACUUACUGCCUACAGCCCCAAUCAUAGAGGAAGAGGCAUUAGUUAUUGCGGGAUUCUCUGAUGAGGAGGACAACGAUGAAACAUUUGAUUGGUGA
This is a messenger RNA of Suillus subalutaceus, 1485 nucleotides long. RefSeq lists its product as uncharacterized. NCBI's taxonomy places the organism in Eukaryota, Fungi, Basidiomycota, Agaricomycetes, Boletales, Suillaceae. Bases 1 to 1485 code for a protein of 494 amino acids. The transcript is spliced from 10 exons. The record is from RefSeq and is a predicted model, not a curated record.